This is a messenger RNA of Lodderomyces orthopsilosis Co 90-125, 2310 nucleotides long. Its product is annotated as cleavage polyadenylation factor subunit. Gene Ontology annotation, biological process: mRNA 3'-end processing by stem-loop binding and cleavage. Gene Ontology annotation, cellular component: mRNA cleavage and polyadenylation specificity factor complex. The coding region runs from base 1 to 2310 and encodes 769 amino acids. The record is from RefSeq and is a predicted model, not a curated record. Gene Ontology annotation, molecular function: RNA binding; RNA endonuclease activity; 5'-3' exonuclease activity. The transcript has a single exon. NCBI's taxonomy places the organism in Eukaryota, Fungi, Ascomycota, Pichiomycetes, Serinales, Debaryomycetaceae.
AUGAGUGAGAAAACAGCCUCCUUUUCCAACGAGGAGAACUUCAAGUUUUUUGGACUCGGAGGGUGUAAUGAAGUUGGUCGAUCAUGUCAUAUCAUUGAAUAUAAAAACAAGGUGAUUAUGUUGGAUGCUGGGAUGCAUCCUGCAUUGAGUGGGCAUGCAUCAUUUCCGUAUUUUGAUGAGUACGAUUUAUCUAAAGUUGACAUUCUAUUGGUGAGUCAUUUCCAUGUGGACCAUUCGGCUUCAUUACCUUAUGUCAUGCAACAAUCAAAUUUUAGAGGCAAGGUUUUCAUGACACAUGCGACUAAGGCGAUAUACCGUUGGUUGAUGCAAGAUUUUGUCAGAGUAACGUCUAUUGGAAACUCGAGGACUGAAGGAGGUGGUGGAAACGACGAAGGGGGAAACUUGUACACGGAUGAUGAUAUAUUUAAAUCAUUUGAUAGAAUUGAGACAAUUGAUUUUCACUCUACGAUGGAAGUUGAUGGAAUCAGAUUCACAGCUUACUAUGCAGGUCACGUUCUCGGGGCUUGCAUGUACUUGAUUGAAAUUGGUGGGUUAAAAGUACUUUUCACUGGUGAUUAUUCAAGGGAAGAAAACCGGCAUUUGCCUUCUGCGGAAGUGCCCCCUGUUAAGCCAGACGUUUUGAUCACGGAGUCAACUUUUGGUACCGGUACAUUGGAGCCCAAAGCAGAAUUGGAGAAGAAGCUAACCAAUCAUAUACACGCAACAAUAACCAAGGGAGGAAGAGUUUUAUUACCAGUUUUCGCUUUGGGUAAUGCACAAGAGCUUUUAUUGAUUCUUGAUGAAUAUUGGGAGAAAAAUGAAGAUUUACAAAAUGUCAGUGUCUAUUACUGCUCUGAUCUAGCUAGGAAAUGUAUGGCCGUUUAUGAAACCUACACAGGUAUUAUGAAUGAUAAAAUACGGCUCUCAUCAUCUUCAGAUGAUUCUAAAUCUAACCCAUUUGACUUUAAAUAUAUCAAGUCUAUCAGAAACCUUUCCAAGUUUUCAGAUUUAGGUCCAUCUGUAGUUGUAGCAACCCCGGGAAUGUUACAAGCUGGUGUUUCUAGACAAUUGUUGGAGAAAUGGGCACCAGAACAGAAAAAUCUUGUUAUAUUAACAGGUUAUUCCGUAGAAGGAACAAUGGCAAAAGAUUUGUUAAAGGAACCACAAGUGAUACAAUCGUUGAACAACCCUGAUUUAAGUAUUCCACGAAGAAUAGGAAUAGAAGAGAUUUCAUUUGCUGCACAUGUCGACUUUCAACAAAACUCAGAAUUCAUUGAUAAGGUGUCUCCCUCAAGAAUUAUUUUGGUGCAUGGAGAUUCAGUUCCUAUGGGUAGAUUGAAGUCAGCUUUAUUGAGUAAGUACUCCUCACGAAAGGGAACCGAUAAAGAAGUCAAAGUAUUUAACCCGAGAAAUUGCGAGGAGCUAAAUAUUGCAUUCAAGGGAUUGAAAAUUGCUAAAGUACUCGGUUCACUUGCAGAGGCUCAGUUGCAAGCGUUGAAGCAGGAAAUUGAAGAGAAAAUUACCGAAGCUGACGACGCUACAGAAGAUGUUAAAAUGGAGGGGGGAGAUGAUUCGAAAGAACAGGUAAAUGGAACAUCAAACACUUUCCAACCGGGGCAAAUCGUUUCUGGAGUCCUUGUCUCAAAAGACUUUGAGUUGGAUCUUGUUCAAUUACAAGACUUGAACGAAUUUACCCAGUUAUCCACCUCCAUUGUGAAAUCGAAAAUGAAUCUUAAAAUCAACGCAAAUUUACCUUUGGUGAUUUGGCAUUUAGAGCAAAUGUUUGGUUACAUCAAUAUUAUCAAUGACGAUGACAAUGAAUGGGAGUGUGUGAUUAUGGAUGUUGUAGACAUUUUAGUAGAUAGAUCAAAAGGUCCUGGUAUUUAUAUAUCCGUGGAGUGGAUUAAUGACAACUUAAUGGCUGACUCAUUGGCAGAUAGUAUAAUUGCUAUACUAUAUUCGAUUGAUUCAUCCCCAGCAUCGGUGAAAAUGUCAUCAGCUCAGCAUUCUCAUAAUCAUCAAUACACACAUAUCAAACAAGAAAACGAGAACGACGCCUCAUCCACAUCCAAGUCAGAUAUUGCGAAUCGAAUAGCCCAGAUUCAGAUACUUUUAGAGGCCCAAUUUGGUGAAGCUUUAGAGAAAUUAGAAGAUGAAAAGGCAAAGGUUUCUAUUGGGAAGAGUGUUGCAAAUAUAGACUACAGGACUUUGAAAGUCGAGUGUGCUUCAAAAGUAUUGAAAGACCGUAUAGAAACUAUUAUCAAACGUGGUACUGUGCUAACAGCACCAUUGGCUUUGCCACCUAAAUAG